UCUUCCUUCUCCUCAUUUCAAUCAUAGAUCGCUUUUUUUUUUUCUUUUCUUUUUUUCUGCGCGCCUUUGUUUGCUUUAAAGCUUAGAAAUUUUGGCUCCGUUACACCUCUUUGCUAUUGGGUUGUUCCCUGAUUUGCGCGCAUCUCCAAUAUCUCACUGCUUUUUCUAUUUGGUUUUCUUCAACCCUAUGUUAUCAUGAAAAUAAAAACGAACCUCUCUUUCUUCUCCGUGUGUUCUUCUCAUUGUUGAUGAUUGCUUAGCGUACUGGUUUAAGUAAUUUUUUUUUUCAAACGGGUAUCAAUAAUCCCCAUUUUCUCUACCUUGUUUAUGUUUGAAUGUUUUAGUGAAGCAAUUAGAAGUUCGUGUUGUUCUUUCUUAACCCCCGUGAAGAAUUGACUAAAUAAAGUGAAUGAUUUUUUUUUUUUUUAUCGUUAUUACCUUUUUAAGCAUCGCUAUUUAUUUGCAUGAUGCAAGCUAGGGUGAGACAGGGUUUAUAUAGCAUCAACAAAAUUGGGAACUUGGUAGGGUUGGGACUGGGAGGAGUAAGGUCACCCCCGUGGAAUUAGUGCAUUGUCAUCUUUACAUGUCAACUGAAAUGAAUCUUGGUAUCACUUUGGCUGAUUAUGUUUUAGUUGGAUGAUUCCUUCAUGUGAUGAGAGCUUUAUUUAUCUCAAUUUUGUUGAUUUCUCUGCCUAUUUAAGUUGUUUCUGAUUACACCAUAGUGAAUCAAGUGGUUAUAUCUCGUACUCUUUAGGCGGCUCUGGUUAUGUAGUGGAGUUUAACUUCAAUCCCCACAUUCCCAUUUUUACUUUCCCCUUAAGUCCAAUCAUGGUUUUAAAUUGCGGUUGCAAUCGCAGUUUCGUCAUACUGUGGGAAAUUUUGGACAAGGCUGAUGCAACCACAAUUGCGGUCGCAGAGUCUAAAAACCUUGAUGUUGUGGCCGAAAUCAUGUAAGAAUGUAUACUAAUAUUGGUAUGCCACCGGGGGUACCUCAGCAUCAUCCUCAACCUCCAACGAGCUCACAACCUAAUCUGUUCGGGAAUGCAUUCAAUUCUGCUGGUUCAGGACUCAUUCGAGGUGGAUUGGGUGCGUAUGGAGAAAAAAUAUUAGGAUCAAGCUCCGAGUAUGUCCAAAGCAAUAUAAGCCGGUAUUUCUCUGAUCCCCAAUACUACUUUCAAGUGAAUGACCACUAUGUUAAGAACAAAUUAAAGGUUGUGUUGUUCCCAUUCUUGCACCGGGGUCAUUGGACUAGGAUUACUGAACCAGUGGGAGGUAGGCUCUCUUAUAAACCACCAAUUUACGACAUAAAUGCACCUGACUUGUACAUUCCAUUAAUGGCAUUUGGUACCUAUGUUGUUCUUGCUGGCAUCUCAUUGGGUCUUCAUGGAAUGUUUAGUCCUGAAGCUUUGAACUGGUUGUUUAUUAAGGGAUUGGUUGGUUGGUUUAUGCAAACAGCACUGCUUAAAGUCACCUUACUUUCAUUGGGCAGUGGGGAAGCACCUCUAUUGGACAUUAUAGCGAACGCCGGGUACACUUUUGCUGGCUUGUGUUUGGCUGUUUGUGGAAGAAUGAUAUGGAGUUACUCCUACUACUUUCUGAUGCUGUGGACCUGCAUAUGUAUGGCAGUGUUCUUGGUUAAAACGAUGAAGAGAGUUCUUUUUGCGGAAGUCAGGAGUUAUGAUUCAAGCAAACACCACUAUCUCUUGCUCUUCAUUGCUUUGGCUCAGUUCCCAUUGUUCACAUGGCUUGGAAACAUUACUGUCAAUUGGCUAAUAUAGAGUGACAGCAUUUACACUGUACUUAAAAGCACUUGGUGAUUUUUUUUGGUUGUUAACUUUGGAAAGUAGUUAUACAUGGGCUUUUUCUCUCUCACAGAUUGCUUUUAUGUGUUGGAUAUUGAGAUGAAUAACUAUAGGCCUUCUCGCUCUCCAGAUAUAUUAUUUUUUAGUACUUUAUUUGCAUGAACCCAAAGAUGUAGAUUAGGAAAAUAUUUCUUUUACAGAAUGAUUAUCCAAUUGUAAUCGAACUCUAAGAUUAAGAUUAUGGAUGGUGUCACUGAUGAUGAAGGAAUAUUGUGCAA
Glycine soja is the source of this 2080-nucleotide messenger RNA. Its product is annotated as protein YIF1B-like. Gene Ontology annotation, cellular component: COPII-coated ER to Golgi transport vesicle; Golgi membrane; endoplasmic reticulum membrane. The record is from RefSeq and is a predicted model, not a curated record. Lineage: Eukaryota; Viridiplantae; Streptophyta; Magnoliopsida; Fabales; Fabaceae. The transcript is spliced from 5 exons. Gene Ontology annotation, biological process: endoplasmic reticulum to Golgi vesicle-mediated transport. Bases 957 to 1778 code for a protein of 273 amino acids.